AUGUUUCUGGUCAACUGGCUUUGGGAUGUUCUGGGCAGCUUGGGGCUUGUAAACAAGAGCGGCCGUCUACUGUUUCUGGGUCUGGACAAUGCUGGCAAGACCACUCUGCUGCAUAUGAUGAAGAAUGACAGACUGGCCACUCUCAAUCCCACACUUCACCCUACAUCGGAAGAAUUGGCUAUUGGUAAUAUCAAGUUUACAACGUAUGAUCUUGGAGGCCAUCAACAGGCUCGUCGUCUUUGGAAGGAUUACUUUCCAGAGGUUGAUGGCGUUGUGUACCUCGUUGACUGUGCUGACGUGGCUCGUUUCCCCGAAACCAAGGCUGAACUGGAUGCUCUUUUGUCGAUCGAAGAGCUUGCAAAGGUUCCAUUCGUGAUUCUUGGAAAUAAAAUCGAUGCUGCUGGUGCUGUUUCUGAAGAUGAGCUUCGUGCCCACUUGGGACUCUAUCAAACCACUGGUAAGGGUAAAGUUGCUCUCAAGGACAUUCGCCCAAUUGAAGUAUUCAUGUGCUCUGUUGUCAUGCGUCAAGGCUACGGAGACGGUUUCCGAUGGUUGUCCAACUACAUUAACUGAUUACUCUAAAAAGAUAAAUUGGAUCAGUGAAAUCUACUUGAUAAGAUGGAACUUUUUCGGAACGACUAGGUUAUAUUGCGAGCUCAGUUUUCUUGCUGAACCCAAAAUGCUAUUUGAAUAAAAGCCUUGGUUUGAUUCGAUUACAG
Batrachochytrium dendrobatidis JAM81 is the source of this 719-nucleotide messenger RNA. Its product is annotated as Arf family GTPase SAR1. The transcript has 6 exons. Gene Ontology annotation, cellular component: COPII vesicle coat; endoplasmic reticulum exit site. Bases 1 to 573 code for a protein of 190 amino acids. NCBI's taxonomy places the organism in Eukaryota, Fungi, Chytridiomycota, Chytridiomycetes, Rhizophydiales. The record is from RefSeq and is a predicted model, not a curated record. Gene Ontology annotation, biological process: endoplasmic reticulum to Golgi vesicle-mediated transport; membrane organization; vesicle organization. Gene Ontology annotation, molecular function: GTPase activity; GTP binding.